AUGGCUUCGUGGCUUGCACAGAGCAUCCAAAGACGGCUCUUACUAUACUUCCUUCAGAAGAUAUCACUCUUUUCUCAGGUGAACACAUCGACCCUUGAUGUUUCUCUAGGAUCGAAAUCUGAUUUUACGUUUCAUGAUCUGAAUUUGGAUGUCGAAGGCAUCAGUAUCCCCGACGCAGCAAUCAGAAGCGGAACAAUUGAAAACCUGCACCUCAGACUGACUGUCAGUGGUGGUGUAGAUGUAGAGGGUAAUGGUAUAACGUUUGUGAUAAAACCAAAUGCAUCUUUGACUGCACAAACCGAUUCUCCUACCUUUUCACUGACUAAAACUGUAUUCGAUUUAACGAACUCGGUGAUGCAGAUGACAAAUGAGGACACAAGCUGCGACACUGAGAAUGAUGAAAGCAGUAGUACAGAUGACCUCCAAGGGGAGCGAGUGACGAGCUCUGCUCCUUCGAUGCUAGAAGCAAUGAGAAAUAAAGCCCUGGAUAUUGCCUUAUCCAAAUUAUCCAUCAAAUUACGGAAUAUCACUUUCAGGUUUUUGUUUGCCAAUAACCAUGCUAUAGAAUUUAGAGUUGAAGAGGCCCACUUUGUAACUGCUAAUGACAGCAGAGAAGUGAAAUUGCGCGGUAUUCACUUAACACAUAUUUGGACGACCUCUGAUGUUAAGGACGAGGCUUCACUUUCUGUAAGUGACAGUCUUUCAGAUAGUCUUGUUUAUUCUAAAGCAGAAGCUACCUCGAUUUAUAUGAGUGCCAUUCAAAGUAUAGAGGACAUCAAUCCACAAGACCCUUUCAGAGCAGAAGCGGAAAAGGUCACCGAAAUUCUCAAUAUUGAUGAUGCUUCUGUUUCUUUCAAGGGCCUUAAAUCUAUAGAAGACCUCGGAUUGAGAGAUAUGGUUUUUGAAAUAGGGCAUAUUAAUGUUGAUUUCUCCCAGCUACUCAACUUAGACGACCAGAUCUUAAGAACAAUUUCCGUGAUAGCACUGCAGAAGUCAAACAAAGACAAAUAUCAAAAGCAGGUCAAUACGGCUCAAAAAUUACAAAACUACAAACGCUUCCAACAAGAGCAGGAUAUACAUGAAGAGUUAACUUUAUCAAAGAUUAGAAUCGAUUCUUUGACCUUACGACUCUCCUCAGUGAUGAAAUUGACGCUUUCAAAAAUUGGACUAACUUUGCAUGAUAAUGGAACAACUAAUGUGAUUAUCAAUGAUUUAAAGCUGUUUGAAGGACUUUGCUCAAAAAUCAAGGAGGACAAGGUCACAGAUUUGCCUUUCUUAUUCUUGCUCAUUGACUCAAACAAAAAAGCAGCAUCCGUUUCUAUACAGAAAUUCUUUCAUGUCGACAUCACCGAAACUAUGCUCAAAGACCUAGUAACUUUUGCGUGCUCAUUCAACAAGUGCAUGAAGGUAUGGCGCGAGUCCUCAGACGGUAUGAACACUAGUUCUUCUGAACUUUCGGACUCUCUCACGUUAAAAAUAGAUUGCGAACCACUGAUCGUCGCAUAUACAUUUUCAAAAUACGCUUUGCAGAUCAGAGUCGAUCGCUUUGUUAGCUCCCUCUCAUCCGUACUGUUCAGCACCUCUAGCAUUGUAGUAACUCAAAUCGAGAAAACAUCUACUCACCAUGAGUUAUUCCGUGUUAACGACAUUAAAAUUACUACUCAUACCAACUCUGUGCAAAUCGACACAUUUGAUGAGAAAAUGAAUGAUGUGAUUUUCAGUACCAAAGUUAUUGGAGAAAUAGGACAGAUUACUUUCAAAAUAAAUGAAAAGCAAGUAUCUGCGCUAUCAUUGGAUUUCAUCACGCUAGUAAACAAGUUUUUACCUCUAUUUGACGACAAUGGAGGGUCCAAGUGCUCUCCAGCGAAAACAAAACAGCAUAGGCUGUUGAAGAAAAGUGUCAGAAUAAUGAGCUCAUCUAGCAUCAUCUACAAGCAAGCGAGUGCGGCUAACUUCAUAUUGAGGAUAGGGAAGAUCCGGUUCAAAAUAUUUGGUCUUCUUUGCGAUCAUUUUGGUUCUUUAGAUGGCUCACUAAACCAUUCUAUUUUUCAGAUGAAUGCCGACAAUUCAUUUACUUUUCAUUGCACCGCGGUAGGAGUAGAACGCUUAUCUUCAUCUGGAAUUGAAUCCCUCGUGACCCUGAUUAAUGAAAAGGAUACAAAAAAACCUUGUGUGGUGCUGCACCGGAGGUCAUCCAAAAGAGUUGUUUUGACGCUCAGGAAUUUAGAAGGUUAUUAUUACGCCCGAUGGCUGGAUUUACUUGAUAUGGUCAAGAAGGGCAAUAGCCGAAGUACGAAAGCGACGUCGAAAACCGAAAGUUCGAAUUUAGUGGAGAUAAAGCUUUUUGAUUGCGCCUUAUUGUUACACCCUUAUAGACUGAAUUCCCAGCUGGCAGUAAUAUUGGGUCGUUCUGUGCUUGAAAUUGACACAUCUAAUUUCAAGAUGAAAGGAUCCUUUCGUUCAUGCUCCUUAAUGCUAAUAGAUGAUGUUGGAAACAGUAAAGUUGCGCAAUGCGAGGGAAAAGUUUCUCUUCCCCUUCUCUACAGAAAAUUAGGAUUUGCAGAUAUCGGAAAAGUGGAGACAUUUUCGAUCACUAUUGAAAAGAUCAAGAAGACGUUAAACAUCGACCUUUAUAUCAGCCAUGUGUCGCUCUCACUAUGUGCUGAUUCGACUCAUACAUUACUUCAAACCUGCAUUGAUUUGAAAAUACCAGUUUCAUUUCCCGACGACAAAAAAUAUAGAACGAAGAUUCGUCCCAUCAAUCUUUUUGAGGAUGUUGACAUGGAUUUCUUUACAUCAAAUAAGCUCCAGGUCGAACAAGUUACCGCUGAGGAACCGGCGUUUACAAUUAUUGAUGAUUUUCUCGAUCAUGAUGCAGACCUUCUUACAGAAUAUGAAAACUCGGGUACUAGCUGUGGCAGUAAUUCCAACCUCGAAGGAAGCGAAAAUUUCAAGCCUAGAGAGAAUCAUUUAGACUCUCUGAAAAUGAAAUACUGCCCCUCAGGUCCUUUGGGUGAAGAAGAGGAAACCGACAUUGUAUUCUCGUUGAAUAUUUCUAAAAUUGCACUUAAGUUGUAUGACGGUUUCGACUGGAGUUUCACCAGGAGGUCAAUAUCAGAAAUCAUUGCAAGAAUGGAAACAGAGCUCAGAGCUAAGGAUAUCCACGAUACAGAACAAGUUAAAGCCACUGCUUUUGAUUCAAUAUAUUUCGUGGCGCCAAACGGUGAUUCCGAUGGGGGGGGACUCAAACGCAUGAUAAAUGAAGAAAUACAAAGCGCACCAGGUAUAUCACUACAGAAUACUGUCAAAAAAUUAAAGCUGCGGCCAUCUAAGAACUACAAAGUGUUAGUUGAUGUUACCGACUUGAAAAUGAUAUUUACCGGAUACGGUGUUGACGAGCCCACUGAGCCAGAAUCCGAUCUUUCUGCUGAUAUUUUGAAUAAAAUAUCGAUAUCAAUUGAGAAUAUCGAUGUUAUUGACAACGUCCCAACCUCCACGUGGAACAAGUUUUUGACUCAGUUGAAAGAAGAACCCCGGGCAGAUGCCGCUCCAAUGCUUAAUAUGAAGCUAAAAACAGUGAGACCAAUAGACUUUCUCGCUGCCACAGAACUAAUUUUGAAUGUCAAGCUUCUUCCUUUACGAUUACACGUCGAUCAAGAUACGCUGGACUUUUUAACAAGGUUUGGAGAGUUUAAAGAUGAAAGAUUUGAACUGAUAGAUCAAUACCCCGACUUAAUCUACCUACAGAAGAUCGACAUCAAUGGUGUGAAAAUAAAGCUUGACUAUAAACCGAAGAAGGUUGAUUACGUCGGUCUCAAAUCCGGCCAUACAAGUGAAUUCAUGAAUUUUUUUAUUCUUGACGGAUCAAAAAUGAAAUUGAAGCAUGUGGUGCUAUAUGGAGUCAAUGGUUUUCCAGAGCUUAGCAAAUCGUUAAACAGCAUCUGGAUGCCUGACAUCACAGGAACACAACUAGCUAGCGUAUUAAGUGGAGUAGCACCAAUGAAGUCCAUCGUAACACUGGGCUCCGGCGUAAAGGCCCUAGUUACUUAUCCAAUAAAAGAAUAUAAGAAAGAUCAAACCAUUACUCGAGGCGUUCAAAAGGGAACCCAAGUUUUCAUGAAAAUUACCACUGGCGAAUUUGUCCGCUUGGGUGUAAAGUUAGCUUCGGGAACACAAGCUGUCCUAGAGAAUACAGAGGAGCUGUUCGGAGGAAAAGGCUCUCAAGCAAGGAAUUUUAAAAUUACCGAUCUUGAGGUUGAUUUAGUGCCAGAAGCAAUGUUUCGCAAAUAUGAAAAGCUUGUUGGAGGGACUAAUCCUCUGAAGAAUAAAGAAGAGCCCGAUGCGAUGAUUGUUGAGCUAUCAGAGGAGGAUAGUGGAAACCCCAAAAUCAUAAGCCUUUACGCUGACCAACCUGCAACGGUUCAUAAUGGCCUGAAGCAAGCUCGCUCAUCAUUGGAAAAGAACGUAUACAUUGCUUAUGACGCGCUGAAAAAGGCGCAAAAUGAAAUCAGAGAAAGCGAGAGUGCCCAUGAUACUGCAAUAUCUUUAGCGCGUGCGGUGCCUGUUGCAAUUUUACGACCGCUAAUCGGGGCUUCUGAGGCCCUUUCAAAAGCAUUACAGGGUAUUUCGAACGAAAUCGAUGAAGAACAAGCAGUAUACUUGCAGGACAAGUACAAGUCAACGAGUUCUUCAAAAUAA
This is a messenger RNA of Lachancea fermentati, 4698 nucleotides long. NCBI's taxonomy places the organism in Eukaryota, Fungi, Ascomycota, Saccharomycetes, Saccharomycetales, Saccharomycetaceae. The record is from the annotation of a GenBank genome assembly.